Molecule: messenger RNA, 1125 nt
Organism: Trypanosoma conorhini
Lineage: Eukaryota; Euglenozoa; Kinetoplastea; Trypanosomatida; Trypanosomatidae
Product: putative ribosomal protein L1a
Exons: 1
Coding region: 1-1125 (374 amino acids)
Biological process (GO): translation
Cellular component (GO): cytosolic large ribosomal subunit; ribosome
Molecular function (GO): structural constituent of ribosome; RNA binding
Source: RefSeq, a predicted model, not a curated record
AUGACUGCGCGUCCAUCUGUCAGCGUGUACUCCGCGUCGGAGGACAAGGUUGUGGGCAGCUGCCCGCUGCCUGCCGUGUUCACGGCCCCCAUCCGCCACGACAUUGUGCAGUUCGUGCACACGAACAUGGCCAAGAACUCCCGCCAGGCGUACGCGGUGAACCGCCUCUCCGGCAUGAAGCACUCCGCGGAGUCGUGGGGCACCGGCCGCGCCGUUGCGCGUAUUCCCCGCAUUCAUGGCGGCGGCACGAGCACGUCAGGCGCAGGUGCGUUCGGCAACAUGUGCCGUGGUGGCCGCAUGUUCGCCCCCACGAAGAUCUUCCGCCGCUGGCACCGCAAGAUCAACCUGCACCAGAAGCGUUUCGCCGUGGUGUCUGCGCUGGCCGCCUCCUCGCUGCCGUCGCUCGUGAUGUCCCGCGGGCACAAGAUCGAGAACGUGGCGGAGGUGCCGCUGGUGGUGGAGGACUCCGUGCAGGGGUACGAGAAGACGAAGGAGGCGGUGGCCUUCCUCAAGGCGGUCGGCGCAAGCGACGACGUGAACCGUGUGAACGACUCCCGAGAGAUCCGCGCCGGCCGGGGAAAGAUGCGCAACCGCCGCUACGUUGCCCGCCGCGGCCCGAUGCUGGUGAUGCCGGACAACAAGGGCACCCGCGCCUUCCGCAACAUCUUCGGCCUGGACCUGGCGAACGUGAACGCGCUGAACCUGCUGCACCUCGCCCCCGGUGGCCACGUUGGCCGCUUCAUCAUCUGGACGAAGGGCGCGUUCGAGAAGCUUGACAGCAUCUUCGGCACCUUCACGGAGGCCUCCGCGGUGAAGAAGGGUUUCAUGCUGCCCGCCCCGAUGCUGACGAACACCGACGUCACGCGCAUCAUGCAGUCCGAGGAGGUGCGUCGGGUGCUGAAGCCGAAGAAGCUCCAGCCGAAGAAGGCGAGCCGCUUCACCAAGCCCUCGAACGGCAUCCGCAACCGCCGCCUGCGCCUGCGCCUGAACCCGUUCCAGAAGAAGGAAACCGCCAUGGCGAAGGGGCUGCGCAACACCAAGAACCGCGACGCCCGCCGCAAGGCUAAGGCCUUGCGUAUUGCGAAGGCCAAGAAGGCCCUCGCCAGCGGCGCCAAGAAGAAGUAA